Messenger RNA from Polychytrium aggregatum, 699 nucleotides. RefSeq lists its product as uncharacterized. The transcript has a single exon. The coding region runs from base 206 to 571 and encodes 121 amino acids. NCBI's taxonomy places the organism in Eukaryota, Fungi, Chytridiomycota, Chytridiomycetes, Polychytriales. The record is from RefSeq and is a predicted model, not a curated record.
GACAGUGUUCAGGGAUGAUACCGUCCACCCCCAUACCACCCAGGCCUUCGACAUGCUCGAGAUCUACUGGAUUGGCCAGCUUGCUACCUAUCUUUGAAUCGGGCGGCUCGGCACCGCCAGUCACGGAUUCAGUCCGAUCUGAUCCGAUCAACUCGGACUAGGCCUCCUGCAUGGGUCCAGCGCCCACGAGCCCGCAACGCAGUGCAUGGCACCUGUUCGCAAGCGGCGAGGUGUUGUCCAGGCCUUUUGGAUCCAGCCGGGAUUGACGGGGCGCAUGACACAGGUUAUGCCGCGCUGUGCCCUGGUUCAUGGCAUGGUAUCAGCCGGCCGAGCCUUGGGCACACCAUCUCACUGGCUCUUCGCAAUGACUCCAAGGUCCCAAUACCAGCAACUGCAAUUGUGGAGAUUGGUGGUGAUGGCAAUGAUGGCGACGAGGGUUGUGGUCGUUUUGGUUGAUAGUUUCUUCAUUGCUCAAAUGGUACAUUCAGAAUAUAGGCGACAAGUAUAUCAAACAGGAGAGCAAAAUAGGCGACGGAGGGCAAACGGAGAGGGGGAGGAGGAGGACGUGUGAGAAGCGGCGGCACAUGGGAAAUGGGUCAUCGGGUCCUAUUUUCACAGUUCUUGGGUGGAGAAAAGAAACCAGGGAGUGGCCAGCCGUUCAUCCAGGAUCGACAUUGGGGAAGAGUCCAAGUUGCAUCA